AUGAAGACACUUUAUGGGCAAAUCGAUGAUGAGAGAAUGCUUGCUCAAAAUCAUCUCGAGAUGCUUAAAAACGCGAAUACGAUUAUGAGUUUUGCACCAAAAAAAACGUUCUCAAUUGGCGAUUAUACAGGGAUUUCUUUUGAUGUAAUGGAUUUCCCGGAAAUUCUCCCGCAAUACGCCGAGAUUCGUUUCCGAUUUGCGCACGCUUUUGAUGGAGAAGUGUUAUUGUUUACGAAAAAAAAUGUAAAUGAAAUGGGCUGUCAUCGAAAGGGUCUUUACGUGAAUUUCAACGAUCUUGGAUGGAAAGAUUGGGUGAUCGCGCCUGAGGGUUUUCAAUCAUUUCUGUGUGACGGCGGUUGCUCUUUCCCUCUGCACAAUAAAAUGAAUGCGACAAAUCAUGCGAUUGUGCAAACCCUCGUCCAUCUCUUACAUCCACAACGUGCUCCAUCACCGCGUUGUGCUCCGUCAAAACUCUCUCAACAAAAAAUCAUUUUCAUUGAUAAUUCGGAGAAUGUUGUCCUUAAACGAUACCAAGAUAUGAUUGUUCAAGAGUGUGGUUGUCAA
This is a messenger RNA of Mesorhabditis belari, 564 nucleotides long. The record is from the annotation of a GenBank genome assembly. Lineage: Eukaryota; Metazoa; Nematoda; Chromadorea; Rhabditida; Rhabditidae.